UUGUGCAGCUAAAGGGUGGGGCUGAUUCAUGAUGAAUGUGCAGCUAAUGUUAUAUACAGUGCUGCUAAUAAUUACUUUUCAAUUUGUUAAAGCUAAAGAAUACUAUGUUUCAGUGAAUGAUGGCUCAAAUGAUAAUCCAGGAACACUACAAAAACCUUGGAAGAGCAUCAACAAAGCGGUAAAAUUUCUCAAAUCUGGAGAUACAUGUAUCAUUAGAGGAGGAACAUAUACCGAAGCAGUUGUUAUUAAUGGUUUGAAAGGAAAAGUUUAUGCACCUAUUGUGUUCAAGUCUUAUCCAGGGGAAAGAGUAAUAUUUGAUGGCACCACCAGUAUUAAGGGACAUUGGGAGAUAUACAGAAAUGAUAUCUAUUCACUUAAACUUGACUUUGAUAUUUGGCAGUUGUUUGUAGAUGGUGAGAUGCAGAUCAAUGCAAGAUGGCCAAAUGCUUUCUGGUAUGAUAAGUCUGUAUUUGAUUACAAAAAGUGGGGAUUCUCUUCAAAAGAGUCUACAUUCAACCUAGAAAAAAGCACUGGAGUGAUGAUUGAUAAUGGAACACAUCUGGCCAAAUCUGGUAUUAAUGCUACAGGAGCAAUAGCAAUUCUUAACAUUGGUCAAUGGUUAACAUGGGCCGGAAUUGUCACUAAUCACACAAUCGGAAAUGCCUCAUUUGCUUAUUAUGUUCCUUCAAAGCCAAAAGCUGUUCAUUUCAUUGCUCAAAAUUGUCGGUACUUUUUAGAGGACAAGUUAGAGUUUCUUGAUUCUCCUACAGAGUGGUAUUUUGACCCUGUAGAGAAGAGAGUAUAUGUUUGGCUGAGUGAUAUCAAUAAAAACCCCAGUGACCAUGACAUUCGUGGUAAAGUAUCAACAUAUGCAUUCUUCAUUAAUAAUGGAUCUGCUCAUAUUACGUUGUCAGGAUUAAAUUUCUUUGCCACUACAGUACAUGUUAGAGCUCAGUCAAAAUCCGAAGACGUAAAUAACAUUAAACUUGAGUCAUGCUAUUUUUCUUAUCCUUCAUAUAGUCAUAGAGCAUUGGGAUCUACUGCUGUUCCUAACACAACAACUAUUUAUUACAAUGGUGACCUUGUCCAGAAUUCUGGUAACUUCUCUGUUUUCAAUUGCACUUUUGAAUAUGCUGAUGGUCAAACAAUGAGCUACAGAGGUGCUGAUGGAGUUUUUGAGAACAAUAUAUGGCGAUACAAUGACUUUACAUGUGUAGGAGAUGGGUUUCUAUUGAGAUCAGAAGGAGUUAGAGAUGUGUUUGUACGCAACACUGUCCAUAGCAAUGGACCUUGUGAAGGCUAUGCCCCUGGAAACGGAGACACUUUUGACAGAAAACUUGGAUUAGCAAUUGGAUCAGAGGUUCGCCUCAAUCUCUUCUAUGAUCUUAAAUACUUGCAAGGUGAUGGAUCACAUGUUCAAACUAACAUUUAUGCUCAAAAUGGAUCUGUAUUGGAGUAUAAUUGGUGUUAUGAUACAAGGAAGUGGGGUUUGAGGUUUGAUAGAGCUGAUGUAGAUGGUGCAUUAUGGGGCUAUAAUGGAACUAUGAGACAUAAUGUGGUAUGGACAACACGUGGGAUCAGACUGAAAGGUGAUAAUCAUCAUUGUUACAACAACUUAGCAUUUGACAAUGAGCUAUAUUUUGAUCUUUGUUUAUAUGGGUUCCCUGGAGAUGGAGCGAAAGGAGAGAACAGCCACACUGUAACAAAAGGAAACAUUCUACAAAACGGAGCAUGUAGCUCUAUUAAAACAUCAGAGUGUCAAUAUGACUUACCAGACUCUGAUCUAGUUUUAAAAGGUGUUGGACCAUAUGGCAAGGAAUCAAUGGCUCAUGGAGGAGUUUACUGGAUACCAGGUCAUCAAGACACUGCUAGUAGUAUGCCUAUUCCACCAAAUGGCACUAAUACAGCAAAAUGUAAUUGCCAUUUAAUGUGGCUUUCAGGUUACAAUGCAGAUAAGCAUGAUGUGUAUUUUGGUCUUUCUGAAUCAUCAGUGCAAUCUGCUACAACAUCAUCACCAGAGUACAAAGUUACUAUGACCAGUCCAGCUAAUAUAUUUGAUCCAGGAUCACUUAAAUCUGCUGUACCAUAUUACUGGCGGGUAGAUAGCGUCAAAGAGUUAGUUACAACAAAAGGAUCUGUAUGGAACUUCAAAUGCCAAUAAAGUUGCCAGCUACUAUGCUACACGCUAUAUGCUAUGCUAUUAACAACUUUGUUAGUGUAAAAGAACUUGCAAAGCACAUGUAAAAUAAUGAUGAAUAAAUGCUAAUUUUAGAGAAAUUUAAUGUUUAGAUAAAGCUAGAAUACUCAA
Amphimedon queenslandica is the source of this 2308-nucleotide messenger RNA. RefSeq lists its product as uncharacterized. The transcript has 2 exons. NCBI's taxonomy places the organism in Eukaryota, Metazoa, Porifera, Demospongiae, Haplosclerida, Niphatidae. Bases 29 to 2161 code for a protein of 710 amino acids. The record is from RefSeq and is a predicted model, not a curated record.